AUGCUCUUAAUGCACUUCCCUAUGAAUCAGUAUUUAGAGCGUACUAGCUAUUUCUGCAUUGCUCAUCCUCUCGAGCCUAGGGUGGAGCUCAUAGACCUACUUUUUAAGCGCCUAUUAGAGGUACUCAGUCAUAUCAAGUUUAGUGUAGUCCCUUGCUUCUCUAUAUCGGGCAUCGCUCUUCGCCCCAUCAACCCGCCGCUUUUGGCGUCUAUAAGAUGCUCGCUCUCCCCGGCCCACCCCUUUCUACGCCUCGCUAGCCCGCUACCCUAUCCUAUCUCCGGUCACCGAUCAAAAUCUCACUCUUUCUAUUUCCGCCUUAUCAUUCUUUUUACCUCGGCAGGCUUUUUAGUUGAGAUUAAUUUAGACGGCUUUCGAUUCUUAUUUUAA
Molecule: messenger RNA, 387 nt
Organism: Lindgomyces ingoldianus
Lineage: Eukaryota; Fungi; Ascomycota; Dothideomycetes; Pleosporales; Lindgomycetaceae
Exons: 6
Coding region: 1-387 (128 amino acids)
Source: RefSeq, a predicted model, not a curated record